Molecule: messenger RNA, 1601 nt
Organism: Theobroma umbraticum
Lineage: Eukaryota; Viridiplantae; Streptophyta; Magnoliopsida; Malvales; Malvaceae
Gene: GBF1
Product: G-box binding factor 1
Biological process (GO): regulation of DNA-templated transcription
Cellular component (GO): nucleus
Molecular function (GO): sequence-specific DNA binding; DNA-binding transcription factor activity
Source: RefSeq, a predicted model, not a curated record
AACAAUUUGCCUUCUAUCAUCAAUCCUCAGCCGUCUGAUAAAAGUACUAUAUUUAUUUAUUUAUUUAUAUAUAAAUAUCUCUCUCUUCUAAUUUUCUUUUCAUCUAGUGUUCCACUUGGACUUCCACCUCACUUGCCUCUUCAACGCCAUGAAAACAGGUGCUUCAUAAAAGUCGUUGAGGAUAUACAAGUUUGAUUCUAAGUUGCUGAAUUUAAGACGUUUACCAAAGUGAUAAUGGGAACAGAAGAGGAGAGCACACCUGCCAAGCCUUCCAAACCUACAGCUUCAACUCAGGAAAUACCUACAACACCCUUAUAUCCUGAUUGGUCAAGCUCGAUGCAGGCUUAUUAUGGUGCUGGAGCUACUCCACCUCCCUUUUUUGCCUCAACUGUUGCUUCUCCAACUCCACAUCCAUAUAUAUGGGGGGAUCAGCACCCCUUAAUGCCUCCAUAUGGCACCCCAGUUCCAUACCCAGCUAUAUAUCCUCCAGGUGGUGUUUAUGCACAUCCUAAUAUGGCCACGGUAUCCAACUCUGCACAGAAUAAUGUUGAUCAUGAAGUGAAGGGUACUGAUGGAAAGGAUCGAGGUGCCACCAAAAAAUCCAAGGGAACUUCAGGAAGCAAGGUUGGAGAGAGUGGAAAGGUGGCUUCAGGCUCUGGAAAUGAUGGUGGCUCUCAAAGUGGUGAAAGUGGCAGUGAAGGUACAUCAGAUGGAAGUGAUGAGAAUAAUCAACAAGAACUUGCUGCUGGUAAAAAGGGAAGCUUUGACCAGAUGCUUGCGGAUGCCAAUGCACAGAGUAACACUGCUGGGGCAGUUCAGGCUUUAGUUCCUGGGAAACCCAUAGUCUCUAUGCCUGCAACUACUUUGAAUAUAGGGAUGGACCUAUGGAGCGGAUCCCCUGCUGCAGCAGGAGCUGCAAAAAUGAGACCUAACUCAUCUGGUGCUGUAGCCACAGUUGCUCCUGGAGGUGUAAUGCCAGACCCGUGGAUUCAAGAUGAACGUGAGUUGAAAAGACAGAAGAGGAAGCAAUCUAAUAGGGAGUCUGCUAGGAGAUCAAGAUUACGCAAGCAGGCGGAGUGUGAAGAGCUACAAGCCAGGGUGGAGAGCUUGGCAAAUGAAAACCGCAACCUUAGAGAGGAACUAAAGAAGCUUUCUGAUGAAUGUGAGAAGCUUACGUCGGAAAAUAGUUCCAUUAAGGACGAGUUGACACGGAUGUGUGGACCUGAUGCUUUAACUGACCUCGAACAAGACAAUCCGGCUGCGGCUCUUCAGUCCCGAGGUGGUGAGGGGAAUAGUUAAUACUAAACCAGCAGUGAUAACAUGGGGCAAGUGCAGUAAUUUCUUGGUCUCCAGGAAUUCUUUUGACCAUGGCUUUAGUCGAGUAAUAGGGCAUUUGUUUUCCUUACUAAUCUAUACCUUAACCAUUUAUAACUGUAAUGUUUAUUUAAGAAAGAAAAAAGUUAUAACCAGAAUUAAAAUUGUUGUGUUGGUAUAGUUGACUAGGGCGAAAGAAUAUUUGGAGAUUGAUUCAGCCACUACUCAGAUUUUGAUCAAAUAUGCGUGUACUAUUUAUUUAAAAUACAGGAAAGAAACAUUGUCUA